Cylicocyclus nassatus is the source of this 237-nucleotide messenger RNA. The record is from the annotation of a GenBank genome assembly. NCBI's taxonomy places the organism in Eukaryota, Metazoa, Nematoda, Chromadorea, Rhabditida, Strongylidae.
AUGAACAACCUAAGCAACAUGACGGCUACGGCCGGCUUGCUGGGUUUCUCACACAAGAUUUUACUGAUCCGCUUUCAUCCAAAUACAAAAUAUUGGUAUAGUUACCAAUAUCAGACUUUGGUUACUUCACACGAACAGCGUAUUAUGAGAAGAUCAUCGACGAGAAUGAGGAUUUGCAAGAUAGUUUCUAGAACACAUAUGGAGACUUGCUUUCUCGUUUUUCUACGAUGUUUCUAA